Acipenser ruthenus (sterlet) is the source of this 4843-nucleotide messenger RNA. RefSeq names its product poly(rC)-binding protein 3-like. NCBI's taxonomy places the organism in Eukaryota, Metazoa, Chordata, Actinopteri, Acipenseriformes, Acipenseridae. The record is from RefSeq and is a predicted model, not a curated record. The coding region runs from base 671 to 2110 and encodes 479 amino acids. Gene Ontology annotation, biological process: negative regulation of mRNA splicing, via spliceosome. Gene Ontology annotation, molecular function: mRNA binding. The transcript is spliced from 16 exons. Gene Ontology annotation, cellular component: cytoplasm; nucleus.
UGAAAGGGAAGAAGCCACAGUAAACGCAGGUCCUGGAUUCGGCAACACAUACAUUCAAGCUGUAGCUGAAUAGCAGCUCAAUUUACUGUACUUUUUUAUUCUGAUAUUACUGUUGUGUUUUUAUUUAUUUAUUGUAUUAUUAUUAUCUGACAGCAGCAUCGUCAGCAGCAAGGACUAUUGGAUAUUUACUAUAUAAGAGAAGAAGACGCAACUGGAAUACUCCUUAUAUUAUAAACUUCGUGUUUUUUGUUCUUUGUUAUACAUAUAUUUUUUAUUUAUUCUUAGAUCCAUUAACACUGAACAUUUUCUACUGAGUGACUUCUUCCCUUUUGAAAUUUUUUAUCUUCCCCGUUUUUCCCUCCCGCUUCCAAACCCUUGUCUGUGUGUUUAACAAUAUCACACCUCCGCUAAACCCUUCCUUCUCUGACCCCAUCCAACACCCCCUGUAAGAUCUUGCAGAGUUAUCUAUUGGCCAGCAGAGAAAGUUCGCUGUAUGAAGAUCUGCACAGAGCUCUGCUAGGAUAUCACUGAUAUUUUGUCAAACUGAUUGAGACUGAAGUGCUGGACAGGAAGAGACGAGGCUCGAAUUUUUUCCAACAGUAUAAACAACCACACACAGGUGUUUCUGUGUGAGAAUAAGGAUCAUCGGUAUCGAGGAGUCACAGCCAGCAUGAAUAUGAACAUGGACAUGCCUAUGAAUAUAAACACGAAGGAGGGAAAAGUGUCUGAAGGGGGUCUCAAUGUCACACUGACUAUCCGGCUACUAAUGCAUGGAAAGGAAGUCGGAAGCAUUAUUGGAAAAAAAGGGGAAACAGUUAAAAAGAUGAGAGAAGAGAGUGGUGCUCGAAUCAACAUUUCAGAAGGAUCCUGCCCAGAGAGGAUUGUCACAAUUACCGGCCCCACAGAUGCCAUUUUCAAAGCCUUUUCCAUGAUUGCACUUAAGUUUGAAGAGGACAUAAAUGCUUCAAUGACAAACAGUACAGUGACAAGUAAACCGCCUGUGACGCUGAGAUUGGUGGUUCCUGGAAGCCAGUGUGGCUCAUUAAUAGGAAAAGGAGGGUCCAAGAUCAAGGAAAUCAGAGAGACCACAGGAGCUCAGGUACAAGUAGCAGGGGACAUGCUGCCAAACUCCACAGAGCGAGCUGUAACUAUCUCAGGCACUCCAGACGCCAUCAUCCAGUGUGUAAAGCAGAUAUGUGUGGUGAUGCUAGAGUCCCCACCCAAAGGUGCCACUAUCCCCUACCGCCCCAAAUCUGCCUCUGCACCCAUCAUAUUCGCGGGUGGCCAGGUCAGAGCGGACACCAUCUUGGCUUCAGCAGGAAACCACACCGUCCUGGCACAGCCACAACAAGCACCUAAUAUACCUGUCUUCUGGUCAGCCUGCCCCAAGACCUUUGCAAUCCAGGGACAGUAUGCCAUUCAUCCAGACUUAGUUCUAAUUUCCCAUCCUGCCCUGCAGUUGACCAAGCUUCACCAGUUGGCUAUGCAGCAUUCCCCCUUUACUCCCCUUGGGCAGACCAACCCUGGUUUCCCUGGUCUUGAUGCCACGACGUCUACCACUUCCCACGAGCUCUCAAUUCCAAAUGAUUUAAUAGGCUGCAUUAUUGGCAGACAAGGAAGCAAGAUCAAUGAAAUCAGGCAGAUGUCAGGGGCACAGAUCAAGAUCGCCAAUGCCAUUGAAGGUUCAGCGGAGCGACAGGUCACAAUCACAGGGUCCCCUGCAAACAUCAGUUUAGCACAGUACCUCAUCAAUGCAAGCUUAGAGAUGGCUAAAAUCAGCACCCAGACUGCUUCGGUCACGAACCCUGUUGACCUCAACAUGAACCUCUCUCAGUCUGCCACCCCUACCUCCACCCCCACCUCAAUGGCUGUUCUGGCAGCGGCGGCUGCUGCUUCUGCCGCGGUCAACGUCAAUUCCCCUCCUCCCUUACCAACCACCCACUAUGCUGUUCCUGUCUCCAGUCUGCUUGGCAUGAAAACUGUCCCAUUCCUGGCACUAAAUGCUGCGGCCGCAGCGGGGGCCAUGGGGAGUUUAUCUGCUUAUACCACUAAAAUUCCAUCGACCAGCGGGGUUAAGAAAUCUGACCGACAGAAGUUUGCUCCGUAUUGAGAAGGGAUGAGAGAAUGCAAGUCCCGCCCCCCCCCUCGUGCGCGCUACCAAGAUUCUGUGGUAGAUUAUACAGUAUUACAGUAGCCAAAAAACAGAAAAAAGAAACACUUUUCUUCUUUUUUUUUUCAAAUAAAAAAGACCAAAAAAAGUAUAACCUGCUAGUUAACCUGUCUUCCAUUCUUUAUUGUGACCUAAACAAAAUCUCUAGCAACUACUUCCAAUGGCAUAAAUGACAGAUUUGAUAUUGGAAAACAUCACAUUUGACAUGGGUUUUUCUAUAAGCACCACAUACAAUAGAAUAAGUUUCUUGUGUUUUUUUUGUUAAAUAGUCUGAAUUACAAUUCUUUGAUAUACAGAUUUUUAAAAAGUACCCUACAUACUGUAUACGUCGAAACCGCAUGUUCACCAUGCCCUUCAUUCACAAUUAUGUUUUCAAGACUUGAUGACCAUAGGUAGUGUGACUGGUGUGUAAGUGAAGUAUUUUACUGGUCACAUCAAUCAAUCAACAAAUCAAUGAGUUAAUAAAAAUAUGAAUAAUUAUACCAACCUACACAUGCAAGGUAAACUUGUGAUUUAUUGACCCAACUAUUAACACAAAUACAGUGUAAUGAGGUUCACGGUUUAUACAUUUCAGGGUGAUAUUUAUUUAAAUAGACCCAUUUGAGGAAGGUGACGUAAUCCCACACUCCAGUGUAAAACAGAGGUGGUAUGCACCCUACUGGCUACAUUUGUAACUGCAGGAUACAUUUAGUUGGUGUUUAUUUACAUUUACAUAUAGAUUUUUGUAUUUCUAUUCCAGUGUUUAUAAACUCCCAGUUCUUAUUAAUCUCAGUUUACUCCUCAUGUUUGCUCCUUUACUGAAUGUUAGAGAUGAUUUGAUUUGAGAACAUGGCUCACACGUAUCAUUGUCAUAACUUUUUAAUUAGAAAUGUAAACUUAAACAGCAACUUGGUACGGCUCUGAAAUAUCACCCUUAUUUUAAUUAAGGUAUUCUUGUUUAGAAUUUUUAAGAACAGUUUAAUAAAACACAUACUAAUUGUUCUCUUUGGGUUGGAAAAGAGAACUCUGGUAUCUUUUUUUCAGCCCUCUACGUAGCAGUCUGAACUACGGUCAUAACUCCAGUCAUAAUAUAGUAUGGGGACCCUCAUAUAGUUUGCACUCAUUAACUUACAGAUAGUGGUAAUUAACUUCAACCAAAAUAACUGACCUCUAAUUCUGAUAAAACAUAAACAAACAUGGAGAGCUAAAAAAAGGAAAAUAAUAAUAAUUGGUCACUGGCUGUUGGAAGUAGUUUUAAAGUACAUUUUCUAUUUUUUCUUUUCUAUUAUUAUUUUCAUUCACUUGAAAAAAAAAAAGAUUUUGCAUAUGUGAUAUUGGUUUACUCACUCCUUUUGAAUGCAGUCCCUCCAUUAGCUUGCCAUCUCCAUUCACUUUGCACUCCUUGGACACAAAGGCUUUAACUUAAUGAACUGUGGUUAGUGUCCAGUACAUUUUUGGAAGAUUAUCAACUAAAACACAGAAUGCAAAUGCAAUACUUUCUAAAAAAGAAAAGAAAAUACAAUAAACAGUUUUAAAGUAGGUUACAAUGUAUAAGGCUAAGUACCAGUUCAAUAUUCUAGUCAUCCUUGCUGUAUAUUCGAUAAGGAUUUCUCUACCAUGACUACUGGAAUUUGCACUAAAUUUGCCACUGUUAACAUGUUUGUAAAACUACCAUUCAUACAGUACUGCACUUAUAGAAGUGUUUUGUUUGAAUAUAAUGGAAGGAACAUAAAUGAAAAUAAUGUGAGAUGUUACCUCAGAUAUAUAAACAGCUCAAUAAUUAUUCCUGCAACAGUGUUAACUAACAUUUUAAAUAAUUUAAAAAGAAUAUUAUUUUAACUAAUUUGUAUGCAUAAGUGAUGUACUUUGUUGUUAUUUAAGUGAUAUUUGUAAUGGUAAGAAGUGUUCUGCUUUUUUCUUUCUUCCUGAUUUGUUCCUACAUUUAGGCUCUCUUCAGAAGUCACUGGCCUGGGGGCACUGUAAUGUUUCCCAUCAUGCACUAGUGCAUUAGUCACCUGACAGGACAUUUCCAAAGGCCCUUUGUGACAAUUAUGGACUAUAAACUACAGAGGAACUCCUGCCAUUUAUACUGAAAACAAAUAUUUAUAUAAUCCUGAAAAAACAAAUAAUCUAAUAAUUUAACCACUGUCCUAACUCCUGUGUAGCUCUCAUUGCUGUACCAGUUUAACAUUGUUUGUGGCUCAGAUCUGGUUAAACAAAGACUCUUGUUUAAUUUCCAUAUCUUCUGUUUAAUUGAUGUUCAUGCUCAGGCUUGUCUAUGUAAUGGCAUGAGCUAUCAGUGUUUCAAUUCAUUGUAUUCAAAUAUAUCUACGUUACUGAGGUAAAUUCAAUAAUGAUAGCUUUUUAUAAGUAAAGGAUUCCUGAUGAAAUGUUUGCAGUCUCUUUCCUUUCUUUGUUUUUGUUAAUGUCAACAUUAACAACUUAUUUAUUAUGUUACAUGUAUAUAGACAUGUUUACAGACAUGUACACCCAGGAAAACUCCUUGAGCUGCAGUUGACGCUAUGGAGGAAUACCAACAAAACUUUUGUAUCUAAUCUGUAUUGUUAUUUGUGUCAUGCUUAAAAAUGACAAAUUUAAUAAGCUUCAGGGAUCUUUCAGGUAGUCAUACAGCUGUGCUGUAAAAAUGGAUGAGCCUAAUAAAUUUUAAACCAGUGUUACAUACCUCACUUUGAA